AUGACAAUCGCCUACGUUGGGUGGAUUGGUCCAAGUGCACGUCAGGAGCUUGCUGGGGACAAGAAGGAACAUACUUUUACGGUCAGCAAUGGCACGAUCAAGGUGGAUUCCAAGCCUCAGGAAGUCCAAGCUGACACUGCAACAGAUGUGCUCAUGCAGUAUGCCUUGAUGCGCAGGGCUCUGGCCUUUGAUCAGGCGAAUUUGAUUGAGUUCACAAAGUUCAUGAAGUGGUCAGACAGAUUGAUGAAGGCAGGAUUGGACAAGCCUCCGCCAGGGUUCCAGAGGCCCUCCAUCAAACAGCUCAUGGCAGCAGACACCAAGUUAUUUGAGGAGAUGGUGGAUCUCACUCGACAAGGGAUCACUCCUAAAGGGCGACCAUUAAAUCUGGUUUUGGACCAGUGCAUGGCGAUGCAUGAGGUGGCAAUGUUAAUUCAGCCCAGGCAGUUUUCCAGAAGUGAGUCAACGUAUGAGAAGGUGAAAGGCGGCGGAUCACGGGUUUGCAUGUUUGUUGUGUGCUCCACAAUGCGGUGGAGCUCAUGCAGCUAUUACUUGCGAGAAGUUGCUGUCGAAGAACGGCAAAAACUGAAUGAAACCAAUGAGACAGUCGAUGUGCACUGUCUGCCUCCGAUGUGUGGGGCGUCAAUUUUGACACAAGGCGAGGUGAGUCGCCAGGGCGACGUGAGUCGCCAGCCUCCGAUGUGUGGGGCAUCCAAUUGGACACAAGGCGAGGUGAGUCGCCAGCCUCCGAUGUGUGGGGCGCCAGAUUUGGCAGAGGGCGAGGUGAGUCGCCAGCCUCCGAUGUGUGGGGCGCCAAAUCUGGCACAAGGCGAGGUGAGUCGCCAGGGCGAGGUGAGUCGCCGGCCUCCGAUGUGUGGGGCGCCUCCAAUGUGUGGGGCAGAAGAUUUUGAUGAUUCUUUUUUCGGUGAAAAUCCUGGCUUGGAUAGUUGCCCAGUUUUGCCUGUGCGGGAACCUGUUUCACAAAAUGAUCUUAAACCCCUCAAGAAAGCUAUUUUUAUUGAGCUUUGUGCAGGGUCGGCCAAACUCUCAGCAGCUUGUGCUCGGGCGGGCCGGCCUAACAGCAGUUGCAGUGGACCAGCAUUCAAACCGACACCGCCUUUACGAUCAGCACAGUUUCCUAUGGGAUUACCGGGACUUUACGGGUCAGAUUUGGAGCGUGUGCAACUUGCCAAUCGUAUUUAUUUGUUGGCAGCUGAUUUUUGCGCAUGGCUAUCCAACAGGAAUAUUGACUGGUCAGUGGAGAACCCUGGACGUUCUUAUUUGUGGGAGUUGCCGUGCUUUAUUCGACUUCGUUCUUUGGCUUUAUUUUACGAUUUUGACAGUUGCAUGCAUGGUGGUGAGCGAGCAAAAUUUACGAGCUUUCUCUCCACGUCUCCGGCUUUGGGAGCGCUAUGUCUACGAUGCGAUGGUUCCCACGACCAUUUGCCAUGGGGAGUAUUGCCGGAUGGCACUUUUUCUACUGCUGCUGAGGCUGAAUACCCUACUUUGUUGUGCUCUCGCCUAGCCGAGGCCGUGGUUGCGUCUGCUGUGACGCGUGGAUACUCUAUGCCUGAGACCAUUGAACAGUCCGACCACUUGCAGCUGAAUGCGAUGGCAGUACAUCGACAGGCCACUAAGUCGAUGCCGCAGUAUCUCUCCGAGUUUGCCUAUGUGACUGAAGUGCUGGUGACAAAGUCCGAGCCGGUGUUGGAUCACAAGGGCAAGCUUAUACAACCCUUCCAUUUUGUGCCUGCUGGCGCUAAGAUGGGAAAAAUCAGUCAAUGGAGAAACUGGUUGGAGGAACUGGCUUCCCAGGAGAGGACACUCCAUGACAACAUGGACACUGAAGUUGGAAUGGUCUUGAAGUCCAAGAACAUUUUGCUCUUGGAAAGGAUUGCCAAAGAUUUGGAUUGGCCGGACAGAGCUAUCUUCACAGAGAUGUCCCAGGGUUUUUACCUUACAGGGAUCCCGAAACCAACAGGCGUAUUUUUGCCAGAGGCGGCUUUGCCAACUAUGACAGUGGAACAAUUAGAAGAAUCCAACAGUAUUAUCAAGAUGCAGCUUUGGGAUAGGAUUUCGAAUGCUGAAGCUGACCCGGAAGUAUGGGACAUCACGGUGAAAGAAGCGGAGGACAAUGGUUGGUUGUGUGCCCCUAUGAAUUUUGAACAGCUGGAGCAGAAGAUGGGUUCGAACUGGGUGCCAGUGCGCAGGUUCGGUAUUCAACAGUCCGGCAAGACCAGAGUCAUUGACGACUUCAGUGAGAAUGGUACUAAUUCGGCAUUUGCGGCACAGGAGAAGAUUGACCUGAAGGCGCUGGACCACCUGGCUUGGUGUGGGGCGACGUUGGCAAAAGCUGCUUUUGUAUCAAGGACGGUUGAUCUGAAGUUGUCCGACGGUAGUCGCCUAUCUGGUCCAGUCCACAGCCUUUGGAACCCCGCCACGGAGAAGAUCCUUACGAAGACAGUCGACCUCAAGUCGGUCUACAAGCAGCUGGCAAUUCACCCGUUGGAAAGGAGGAGGUCAGUGAUUUGUAUCAAGGAUCCGAAGUCGGGACGAGUGUUUGGAUUUGUCAGCAGGAUAGGCAAACUGGCCUUGGCCGAAUUGAGACACCUGGAGGACUGUAAAGGAAGUGUCUGGCUUUUGGAUGAGGACGCCAAGAGUGAGCUGGACCUUUUGAAAUUUCGUUUGUGCCACCAUCCACCGCGUAAACUCAACUCUUGUGACCCUGAGGUUCCGGUGUUCGUUUUUCCAGACGGAGCUUGCGAGCCGGCAGAUGACGGGUCGUAUUUGUCAUCGGUUGGAGGAGUAUUGAUAUGUGGCAGUGUCAAGCAGUAUUUUGGUGGUCGCUUGGACGGAUCUUUGGUGAACAGGUACAUCCUCAGAGAAGCAGUGGAGAGAAUUAUUGCGGAGACUUGA
Cladocopium goreaui is the source of this 2913-nucleotide messenger RNA. NCBI's taxonomy places the organism in Eukaryota, Dinophyceae, Suessiales, Symbiodiniaceae. The record is from the annotation of a GenBank genome assembly.